Colletotrichum higginsianum IMI 349063 is the source of this 2148-nucleotide messenger RNA. RefSeq names its product Integral membrane protein duf6. The record is from RefSeq and is a predicted model, not a curated record. The coding region runs from base 1 to 2148 and encodes 715 amino acids. The transcript has 6 exons. NCBI's taxonomy places the organism in Eukaryota, Fungi, Ascomycota, Sordariomycetes, Glomerellales, Glomerellaceae.
AUGUACGCUGCCGGCGACGGCUACGUCGACCUCAGAUACGGGCCCCCGCUCGGAGCUGGUCCCGACUACCGUAAUGUCCUCACGACACACCCUCAGCUUCUGUCUCUUCCUCGCUCCAUCAACGCAGGCAUUCCCGGCCUCAGGUCCGAGAUACCACAACAAGACGGCUGCGACCAUGGCCUGGACCAAGGCUACUAUCCUGGAGAGCUGCAGGAUGGGCCCGACUGCCGGUUCCCGUUACCCUUCUCAGUCGACGAAGCCAACGCUGCUCAUGCCCCGGACUCUUGCGGCUCCCAUUUUGAUGCCACCAUCGAGGAGAAACAGGCCAGUCCAUGGAGCACCUCUCAGCCGAUCUCGAGGGCCGCCUCCUCCGCCCUCAACUCUGCCGGUUCGUCGGGUGACGACAUGGAAUGGGCCGUCGACUUGGGCUGGACAACCUCCGAAGUCGGGAGCCCUUCUCAGUUCCUCGAAUCGUCCGACAUGACCGGCCUCGACGGCUUGGCAACGUCAACCAGUUGCAAGGCGGCCCCCCAGGUGGCUUCUCCGACGGAAAAGCAACAGCCGGUCGACGACGUCGUCCUCGCCCGCGACACAAAACCUGAGCCCGCCGAGCGCGUCAGUGCACCGCCGACGUCGUCUCUUCCGGGCCGGACUGGAAUAAACGCAGCUUCGCAGUCAUUCUACGGACUGCGCGACGCUGUCUGCCGCUCGCUCGACAAAAACCAGCACGUGAUCGCUCGUGCUCUGGCCGCCCCUGGAGAUAAGACGUCAAACACCAGCGGGACCGCGGACCUAGUGCCGGCUGGCGAGUCAUAUCCUUAUGAUGGCUCUUGGUGGACGCUUGAGAGUGAUGCGGCUCUCCAAGCGUACAUUGCAGCCUUCAGCGACUACUUUUACAGCUUCAUCCCCAAGACCGCCAUCGAGGCCCGGGUCAGGGAGGCCCGUCUCCCGGACGCGAGCCACCUCGUCCGCGGGUUCGCAAGCGCCGUCCUCGCCCUCGGCGCAUACUACCACCAUCUUUGCCGGCGGCAGCACGGAGACGUCUUCGUCGCCGGUUCCGGUGCCCAGAAGCAGAACCAGAAGCAGAAGCAACAUUCUUGCUCACGCAACGGCGACAGCGGACACUUGGAUGGCGCCCAGGCAUCGUGGCGGCUACGUGGCGCCCUUGCUUUCCGCGGUCCUUAUGACCUUCAGGCCUCCAUUGCCAGCGAGUGCGAUUUACCAUCUCUAGUCACCGAGAAUGUGGCAAUCGCCGUCAUGCACGUUCGGGAACUGGACUUGGUACAGAUGAAUGCCGAUGAUGAGGAGUCUGCACUCAGCUCGGCAUAUUCGUACGUUCUAGACGUGUCUCACGCUCUUGAUCGAGGAGCGCCUCCGAUGCUCGAUUGCGACUGGAUGGACGGCUCGAGCCCAUCUGACCAAGAGUCCGAACAGGACCUGCUGGGUAUACGCUCCCUGGCGGCUGUGAUGCACCGCUGCUUGAGAAGGCAGUUCAGUCCCCGGGCGUCUUACACCUACUCUUCCGAGAUGGUGAUCCCUGGCGGUGGCAGAAGGCAAAGCCAUUGGGAGUCCCAGGACCAGCUUCGGCACUGGGUCGAGCUCUUCCCCGGCCUGAAGUUGCGGAUAACGCCAGGGAACAACGGCGGUCUGCCCACCAGCACGGCACGCCUGGCCUUCUGCAUGUACCACCGCGCCGUUUUCCUGACGCAUUGCCCGUGGAUCGCGGCCACUGCCGGGCUUGACUCUGAGCCCGUGCUCGAGCAUGAUCACGAUGCCCUUGGACGCGGGUGCUGCAUUCGGGCGUGCCUGGAAUCGGCCCAGCAGCUCAUCGACGCCAUCCCUUGCUUCUUUUCCACGUCUUCAUCCGGCACAAAGCUAGAGAGACAAACUAUGGAGGACCUGGUGCUAGCCAGCCUAUUCCUCAUCAUCUAUUGCAAGGUUAAUAGGGACGUCCCGGGGGAGCACAGGCGGAAGGCGGUUGCACUGGCCGGGCUAUGCCACGGAUCCCUGGCCCGCAUAAGUCUUGACGAGAGCGAUGUCGACUGCGACGACGAUAGUGAUGGCCAGGUCAAUAGUGAUGGCCACCACCUGAUUCUUGAGCGUAUUGGUGUGCUGGUGUCAAUUGCGGAUCGUUGCAAUCCCACAUAG